AUUGAUGUUUUUAUCUUUUCAGAGUUGAGGAGAGACACUCCAUGUUCUCCAGGUCACUGUCAGAAGAUCACAUUACUGCUGCAGAGUCCCGCGGUCAAAUUCAUCACUCACCCAGAGUUCUUCACCGUUCUCCACGCAAACUAUGGGGCAUAUCGUAUGUUCACCAACAGCUCGUGUCUGAAACACAUGGUCCUAAAGAUCAGGCGUGAUGCCCGAAACUUUGAGCGUUACCAGCACAACCGUGACCUGGUGACCUUCUUGAACAGGUUUGCUGAUGCUCAGUUGGAGCUGCCUCGUGGCUGGGAGAUCAAAACAGACCCGCAGGGAAAGUCUUUCUUUGUAGACCACAACAGUCGUGCCACAACCUUCAUUGAUCCCAGGAUCCCCCUGCAAAACGGCAGAUUGCCCAACCACCUGACGCACCGCCAGCACCUGCAGAGAUUACGCAGCUACAGCGCAGGAGAGGCAUCUGAGGUGUCACGCACCAGAGGGGUGUCCUUGUUAGCCAGGCCUGGAAACAGCCUGGUAGCAGCCAUACGAAACCAAAGCCAGCAGGAGCCAGUGCCAUUAGCAUACAAUGAUAAGAUUGUAGCGUUUUUACGGCAACCAAACAUCUUUGAGGUGCUACAGGAACGGCAGCCGAGCCUGGCGAGGAAUCACUCGCUCAAGGAAAAGGUGCAUCACAUCCGAACUGAAGGCACACAGAGACUGGAGAAGCUGUGUUGUGAUGCUGACCUGGUCAUGCUAUUAAGUUUGUUUGAAGAGGACAUCAUGUCUUACGUUCCGCUCACAUCAUUUCACCCCGGGUUCAACUUCUCUCCGCGUUGCUCUCCUGGCUCCUCACCUCAAAACUCUCCAGGGACCCAGAGGGCUCGGGCACCAGCUCCCUACCGCAGAGAUUUUGAAGCCAAACUGCGCAACUUCUACAGGAAGCUGGAGGCAAAGGGCUACGGGCAAGGACCCGGCAAGAUCAAAUUGAUCGUCAGAAGAGAUCAUCUGUUAGAAGGAACAUUUAACCAGGUCAUGGCCUACUCCCGUAAAGAGCUCCAGAGAAACAAGCUCUACAUCACCUUUGUUGGAGAGGAAGGACUAGACUACAGCGGACCGUCGCGAGAGUUUUUCUUCCUGCUGUCUCAGGAGCUGUUUAACCCUUACUAUGGCCUGUUUGAAUACUCCGCUAACGACACAUACACCGUCCAGAUCAGCCCCAUGUCUGCUUUUGUAGAAAACCAUUUGGAAUGGUUUCGCUUCAGCGGUCGAAUUCUUGGGCUGGCUUUGAUUCAUCAGUAUUUGUUGGACGCCUUCUUCACCCGCCCGUUUUAUAAAGCUCUCCUCAGACUAGCCACGGAUCUCAGUGAUCUGGAGUACCUGGAUGAGGAGUUUCAUCAGAGCUUACAGUGGAUGAAGGACAAUGACAUCACCGAUGUGCUGGAUCUCACCUUCACUGUCAAUGAGGAAGUGUUCGGACAGGUGACCGAGCGGGAGCUGAAGUCUGGCGGGACAAAUGUGCAGGUGACCGAGAAGAAUAAGAAGGAAUAUAUCGAGCGGAUGGUGAAAUGGAGGGUGGAGCGUGGUGUCGUCCAGCAGACACAGGCUCUCGUCCGGGGCUUUUAUGAAGUGGUGGACUCCCGUCUGGUGUCUGUGUUUGAUGCCAGAGAGCUGGAGCUGGUCAUCGCAGGAACAGCAGAGAUAGAUUUAAAUGACUGGAGAAACAACACGGAGUACAGAGGAGGUUAUCAUGAUGGGCAUAUUGUGAUCCGGUGGUUCUGGGGUGCGGUGGAGCGCUUUAAUAAUGAACAGAGACUGCGUCUGCUGCAGUUUGUGACGGGCACCUCCAGCGUGCCGUACGAGGGCUUCACCGCGCUGCGCGGCAGCAACGGCCUGCGACGCUUCUGCAUCGAGAAAUGGGGCAAGAUCACAUCGCUCCCGAGGGCGCACACAUGCUUUAAUCGUCUGGAUCUUCCGCCGUAUCCAUCCUACACCAUGUUGUACGAGAAACUGCUGAUCGCAGUGGAAGAGACCAGCACUUUUGGCCUUGAGUGAGGACUCGACGCAUAAAACACCUUGCUCCCGGUGACUUUUCUGUGUACACCGUAUGUAAUUAUCUACUAGCGUGGAUCGUGUCCUGUGUCCGUCUCUUUGGUUUGUUCAGGACACCACUGCAUGCAUCAGUCACCUGCGCGGGUGGACAGUGUGUAACGGGUAUGCAAUAGCGAAAGAGAAGCCUUCAACCUGCUUUAACACUCAGGGCCUCGACCUCCGCUGGAGUCGCUCUCAGUUCACACAUCAUUUCACCCCAAACCGUCACGGCCAGCAUCCUUUCUGUUGGUGCAUUUUCACAUUGACAAGAAUUGUAAAGUACAAACCAAAUAUGAAAAUAUUUGAUUGAGUUGCCGUAAUUACUGUAAAUGUGUGCGCUAGUUCACAUGAUCUCACCAAACACGGCAUCAUCACGGGAAGCGGAGUCACUCCGCGGGAGUCAAAGCGGGAAAAUGGCAAGCCUGAGCCUUGAUUUGACACUUUUGAUUUAUUCAUUUUGUACUGAUCUGUGCAUUUAAAUAUUAAAAUCAUUAAGGCGUCAGACAUGUUUAAGGACGUUUAAGGCUCCGUGCUGUCUUGUCUGUAAUGUUUCAAUGAACUUUCAGUGAAUUGAUGUUUUCGGGUAUAAAACCCAACACUAAAAGCCAAACACAACAAAUCCAAUCAGAAUAUAUUUAAUGCUUAUUAUACAGCUGCGUGGAGAGGGAUUUUAGGGAUUGCGCUGUUCAGAGCCGUCCAGCGUAACAAAACACUAAAACGAAGGACUGAAGAAAAUGUGUUGUUCUUUGCUUCUAGAUGAGACACUGUGUGAAGGUGCGUUUGUGGAUUUAUAGUGAUUUGAGCCAACAGGUGAUGUGGAUGUACUUUAUGUAAAUGAGCAAUUUUGUGUGAUUCUUUACACAUUACUGCACUUUGUAUUUUUAAUAUUAAAGUGCCCCUAUUAUGGGUUAUGAAAGGUUCAUAUUUUGGUUUUGUGAGUCCCAAACAAAAGGUUGUCAUGCAUGCGAUUUUCUUUUCAUUUCUUUUUACCUUAUUUGUAUAGCUUCAUUCAGCUUUUAACGCCCCAAAAGCGACACCUAGCGACAAGCAAUGAAUUUGCAUUUUUUUUAUUCAGACCAAAGCUAAUGCCGUUUCAUUUUGACGUCGACAGAAAAUAACUUUAUACACGGUGCACUUUCAGAUUUACAACUUUGCAGGAUGUUUUCAUUCACCUAGAGCUUUAUUAGACAGUUGCAUGAAAGGUCAUAAUAGAGGCACUUUAAAAUGGAACGAUAUUUAGUUUUUAUUUAUUCAGUUUUUAUGUAUUUAUUUCAAUUUCCAGAUUUAGAUCGUUGGUGUUACUGUCUGUGCUCCUAUUGGCGGUUGCCAUGUCACAUUUGUUGCUCAUUUGCAUAAAUGUAAAAUGUUUGUCUAAACUUUGUUGCAUCACCAUCUAUCACUGUCACUUAAAAUAUCCCGAUGCCAUAACAUGCACUCGCUUUCUCUGACGUUUAUGAAAUAUUUUUGCUUUUCUAUUUAUAUGAAGUCUUUUUAUGACUUAAAUUGGUGGGGUUAUUGAAAGAUAUGACAGACCAAAUAAUAAAAAUUGUGCACCACAUGUCAUGUUCUUCAGAGCGUUUCAGCUGUUUGUGAAUUUGAAGAGAAGUGAGUCAUUUAUUUAUUCACAAAGGAAAUUGGUUUAAAUGUCAGGACACAUCUCUUUGAAAUGUCAAAGUUGUUCGUUCUGUGGUUGGUUUUAUUGACGACUAGAUUUGAUUACUGUGCUGAAGUUUUGAUUAUUGUUCAUGUUUACAUUUUAAGAUGAUGUGAAUGUGUGUAUUAUACAUUAAGAUGGUCAUAAAUUGUCUUAACAUGAUGCCAUUCAAAGGUGCAUGUGUUUCUGUCUAAUCCACACUUGAUGAAUCAGUCUUUUACUAAUGUCUCCUAAUAUUUUCUAAAUGGGAACGUUCACCCAAAAAACAGCAUUGUUUGAAUAUGCAGAAGAAUGAGAAAGUCGUACAGAUUAAAUUAUGUUUUCCAGAAGUUUUCAUUUUUGGGUGAACUGUCCUUUUUAACGUGGUGGUGACGGAGAACAAGCUUUUGACCGUGUCUGAAAUGUACUUCUGCUAAAAACGAUUGCAAUGAACAGCACUCGGCUUAAGAUAUUAGGAAUGUAGAAAGUGAAUUUGUAUUAUUUAUCCCAAUUAAGAAGUUAUAAAAAAUGUCUGUAUAUCACACGUGUACAUACUUGCUUGAACAGUCAAUGCAAAAUCUAAAUUUUAAAAUGUGAUGAAUCAAAUCAGCAGCCAACAGUUCAUCUUUUUUUUUAAAAAAAACAUGUCUUCAUACUUGCUAUUUGCAUAAUGUUAAGUUUUCUCAAAUGUAUAUUACUAUGCAUAUUUGGUUGGAAUUGUAAGAAAUGCUACUCUUUGGCGCUUGUGGAGGACGUUUCUUCAUUUAUCGAGACGCUCGCAGCCAUUUGACCGCGUUGAGAGAAAAGAGGAGAAGGUUCUGGAACAUACUGCCUCUCUAUAAACACGGCAUUCUGGGAAAUGCAGAAGGAUUUGGCUCCUGCUUUCACCUCGGACACAUACACUCGCCUGCUUAUGUCCUUUUUACACUUUAAUCUAUGUGUGUGGGAGAGAAUAAGAGCGGGAAAUGUACAAAUGUUUUGAAUUGCGUAUUGAGGUCACUUAUAGCGCCUCUCUCAGGCUGAGCUCUGUAACUACAGCAUAACACUGUUAACGAAUGUCAAUAAACAAUCACUUUCUAAUGCA
Puntigrus tetrazona (Sumatra barb) is the source of this 4796-nucleotide messenger RNA. RefSeq names its product E3 ubiquitin-protein ligase HECW1-like. Gene Ontology annotation, molecular function: ubiquitin protein ligase activity; protein binding. The transcript has 16 exons. Lineage: Eukaryota; Metazoa; Chordata; Actinopteri; Cypriniformes; Cyprinidae. Gene Ontology annotation, biological process: ubiquitin-dependent protein catabolic process; regulation of dendrite morphogenesis. The annotation marks the transcript as partial. The record is from RefSeq and is a predicted model, not a curated record.